Molecule: messenger RNA, 1917 nt
Organism: Drosophila suzukii
Lineage: Eukaryota; Metazoa; Arthropoda; Insecta; Diptera; Drosophilidae
Biological process (GO): glycolytic process
Cellular component (GO): cytoplasm
Molecular function (GO): potassium ion binding; pyruvate kinase activity; magnesium ion binding
Source: RefSeq, a predicted model, not a curated record
ACUCCUUGUUUUCACUUCCAUUGUUCGCUUUUUUGGCUCUCAGCUUUUUCUUGCCUGAAAUUUAAAUUAUAUGGAAACAGAUUGCAUUAAAAAUUGUAUAUAAAGUAUAGUUUAAAUUAACUGCACGCCAGAAUGCCGAUCAACCAGCAAGUGGUGGAGCCGCAGUUAGACAGCCAGACUGCUGAGGAUCAGGGGGAAGAGGAGGAGCAGCCGGAAGACGAGAACCGACUGGAGAAGUUUACGGUGAGGCUCAAUGGACAACAUGACCUGGAGCAGCGCUUGAAGGAUUUCAAAGCGGCCUGCGAGGCUCAUGAAAAGCAUGCUAGGCGGCGAAAGCGGAGACGCUACUACCAUCUGGGUCUGGUGGCCAAGCUGGUGACGGAAACCACCCACGACGAGCUUCGCCGGAUGCUGGAAAAUGGGACUUAUACCUUCCACGUCGAUACGGUGGCCAACAAGCCCGACGAAUUGAAGGCCAUUUUGGACACCAUGAACAUUGCCAUUGCGGCGCACACUGAGGAAAGGGAACUUCGCUUAACCACCGGCUUGGCCCUGGAGAUUAAUGGCGAGUGCUGCCGCGUUGGCAGGCUAAGGAACAACUGCACCGUGAUGCUGGCACGAGGUGGAGUGGUCACUCUCACCACCGAUGAAGCCUACCGCUACAAAGGCUACAAGGAGAUCGUCUACGUGAUAAAUCUGCGGGCUUAUCUCGCCUCUGUCCAGCUAGGCGACAUUGUGCUGAUCGGACGGGAAGUUAGGGGUCGGGUGGUGAAGACCCUCCGCGAAGCACUGACCGUGAUGAUCAUUGAUGCUGGACUGGUGGCCUCCUACGACUUUAUAGAGCUUCCCAGACAGUGCCACAGUCUGGAUGCCGAAGUGUAUCCCGAUCUGUAUAUGAAAGACCUGGAAAUGGCCGCGUCCAUGAACGCCAACUAUGUGGUUCUGCCCAAAAUUCGAUGCAAGAGCUUUCUUCGAGCCAUCCGGCAGACCCUUAACUCUGGCUUCAGCCUUAAGUUGAUCGGAAUGAUCGACUUUGAGUAUGUGCGAAGCAACAUGCUGGAUCUGCUGGGCAUCAUAAAGCUGGUAGACUACAUUUGGAUUCCGGACAUGUUCAACGUUAACUGCUGUGUCUACAACUACAUUAUGGAGGACGUGCUGCCCAUUUCGCAGUGCCAGAAGAAGCCGGUCAUUGGCACGGUACCGCUGGAGCGUUGCAGCGAUUUCAAGCGGUUUGAGUUGCAUGAGUUCCUGUGGAAGGUCGACGCCAUCCACAUCCAGAAGAGUCCAUGGUGCAACAAAUAUCCGCUGAUUGUUAAGAAGCUGAUGCCCAUUAAGGACUAUCGAGUUGGCGUGGUUCAAAACAAAAUGGUCGUCAAGAAUAUCCUGACUUCAUACCAGACGGUAGUAAAUUUUAUCAUUCGGACAAUCAGCUCUAUUGAGUGCCAGGCCAUAUUUUUGUUCACCAAGUGCGAGACCGCCAGCGUGGCCCUUUCCCGCGUUGAGAUCUACUGCCCGGUGUAUAUGAUGAUGCCGCUGGAGGACACAGACGAUGCGGAGACCAUUACCUGCAAGGUGGAGCUGGCUCGAGCGCUUCACUUGCGCCGAAAUAUGCACCCGGUUCUUUACACCAAGGAGCUCAACGAGUGCAACUACAGUCCCAUUGAGUUUGGAGUGGAUUUCAUGCGGAAGAAGGGCUGCUUGGAGGUUGGCGACUUUGUGGUUACGUUGGAGGUGGGCAAGGAGGACACCGAGAACGUGGUCAUCGGCAUAGGGGAGGAUGUAUGUAUCCUGCGGGCUUUCUACGUGUCACCACUCUUCGCCUGCGAGAAGUUCAAGUACGGUGGCUAACUUUCCGGCGUGCAGUUGUGCAGAUAACACAGAUUAACCAACUCUAAAUUAAAUGUAACUUAUGCCAAA